This is a messenger RNA of Magnolia sinica, 839 nucleotides long. RefSeq lists its product as uncharacterized. The transcript has 2 exons. Bases 465 to 839 code for a protein of 124 amino acids. Lineage: Eukaryota; Viridiplantae; Streptophyta; Magnoliopsida; Magnoliales; Magnoliaceae. The record is from RefSeq and is a predicted model, not a curated record.
GAGACCAUCCCGUGCUUGCUACGGCACAGGCAUUUUAGUGCCUCCAAGUCAUUUCUUCAGAUGUGGAAAACUCAGACGAGAUCUAAACCGUUCAUUUGCAAUUCCAAUUAGUAAAUGGGCCAUACUCCAGGAUUCAGAGUCUUUGGAUUACCCAACCACUUCAAUAGAUGGCAUACCAAAGAACACUACAAUCUAAAAGCCAAUGGAUCACAUUAACCAGACCAUCCAAUCAAAGAAAGUUUCAAUCCGCAGCUAAUGGACGGAGGACCCCGCGAGUUACCUGGUUAGGAUCAUGAUAAAGAUGUACAGGGAAUUGGUAGUCCACCAGCUGUGCACUGUGAUCAUUCUACGGCCAACUUCACAAGGUAGGGCCCACCGCAAAUUGGAAAUUUUCUCUUAAUUAACAAAUGGACUUGACUGUAGACCGUUGACCAUUUAACUAUUUUAAGUGUCAAAUAGAAAAAAUGGCUAGUCUCAUUUCUGGAAAGUCAUACUUUUCUAAUGGUAUGAUCAUGACGAGACCUACCCUUUUAACGGCUCCGAUCAUCCGUAAGAAUAACACAACAAGUGUGAUUGGAAAUUUACGCCAGUGGUCCGCGGACUACAAUACUAGGCUUCAUGCUUAUAUACUGAAAGAGAGCCUCAGAGCGAGACAUAAGAGAAAGCAGGAAAUGAGGCUGCUUUGGGUAGUUGUGCGUGUCUUCUGCCUCUUUCUACUCCUCUCUCAAUGCAGCUGUCAAAGAGGGCCUGUACCACCUUCAAAUAGGGGUGCUUACCAUGAUUUGCCUACACCACCACCACCACCACCACCGACAGGUGGUGGGCCGCAGCGUCCAUGA